AAAAAAAUAAGUUUGUCUUACCUAUCCACCACCACCACCAGGUGUGUGUGUGUGUGUGUGUGUGCAAUUUUUGGUUCAUCAACCUUGACCCGAAGGACGUUCAUCAUCAUCAUUAUUGGUUCUUGUCACUGUAGUUAUAAAUAGAUGGAUGGAUGGAUGGAUGGAUAUGUUGGUAGGUUGUUGUGACCUGUGGUUCUUUUGUUGUUGCAGCUGAUGCGAUUCAAUUUGACCAGCAAAAUUAUUGAAUUGAAAUGCAUGAUUGCACAUUUUAGUGGACAUUCAGUUCGUUUAGUUUGGUAUAUAAUAAAUAUAUAUAAUGAAAUCGACAAAGAAUACAGUAAUGUGAUUUCAGUGUUUGAACAGAAAUGCAUACAACAAAUAGUAUUUGGUUUUUGAAUUUUCAUCCACUUAUUAUUUGGAUAUUUUUAUCAUUUUUCAUCAUUUCAUCAUCAUUGUAUAGCCACGAUAUUGAUGACAACAACAACAACGAUGAUGAUGAUGAUGAAUUAAUUGUUCAACAAAUUCUAAACAUAACAAACUGUGGUGGUUUACAUGUUUCUGAUUCAUAUGGAAAAAAUAAAAUAAAACUAGAAACCGAAACUUUUGAUCCAUAUAUUGUUGGUGGUCAUGAAUCCAAAUCAAAUUCAUGGCCAUGGAUGGUCGGUAUUUAUCGUCAUCAACGUUUCAUUUGUGGUGGUAGUAUCAUCGGUACAAAAUAUAUAUUGACAGCUGCACAUUGUAUUACACGUGGUAGUGUCAAUACAACAACAUUGGCUGAAAAUUUAAAAGUCUUUAUCGGUUCUAAUCGAUUACCGAUUAAUAAUAAAAAAUUGAAUUCAACAUCAUCAACGGUGACGACGACGAUGACGACGACAACAACAACAACAACGAAACCGGAUAUUAAUUUGGACGAUAUUUUAUUGAGAAAAAAUAAUCAAAGCGAAUCAUCAAUUGGUCAGUUAUUGUCCAUAGAAAAGGUAAUUCCACAUGAAUCGUAUGCACCACGAUUUAUAAUGAAUGAUAUUGCAUUAUUAAAAUUGAAUGAAACACUCAAAUUCACGCAAACAUUAUAUCCAAUUUGUUUACCAACUACGAGAAUUGAUGAAAAAAUUCUUGCCGGUCAUAAUACCACUAUUAUUGGAUGGGGCCAUCAACGUGAAGGUGGCAUUAUAACGAAUCGUUUACAUGAAGUACAAAUACCGAUUAUAAGUAAUGAAAAAUGUAGAAAAAUUUAUGGUGAAAAACGUAUUGAUGCACGACAAUUGUGUGCUGCAUAUGAAAUGGGUGGCCGUGAUUCAUGUCAAGGUGAUUCAGGUGGUCCAAUGAUUAUCAAUGGUAAUCCUAAUGGCGAUAAUGAUAAACAACGAUUCUAUCAAAUUGGUAUUGUAUCAUGGGGUCGUGGUUGUGCACGUCCUGAUCAACCAGGUGUUUAUACACGUGUUGCUAAAUAUAUUCAUUGGAUUUUCAAUCAAAUUCGUUCAGAUUAUCCAAUCGAUUCCGAAUCAUCACCAAUAGUUUCAACGACCGAAUCAAUUUGGAUAGAAGAAGAAAACAAAAUUUAAAUUCAAAUGAAUUGAAAGGACACA
Messenger RNA from Dermatophagoides farinae (American house dust mite), 1586 nucleotides. NCBI's taxonomy places the organism in Eukaryota, Metazoa, Arthropoda, Arachnida, Sarcoptiformes, Pyroglyphidae. The record is from RefSeq and is a predicted model, not a curated record.